AGGUGGUCAGAUCUCAGCUAAGCGUGUCCUCAGUCAGCGAGCACAAUGCACAUAGAGCAGGACUUCAGCCAGUCAGCAAGUGGCAAGCCUAUGGACUCGAAGGCUAUCCUGUUGCGGCAUCUGGGGUCUUAAAUGCUAACAAGCAGCCAUCUAAGAUGCAUCAAUUGGUCUCAACCCACCUGGAUCAAAGGAGAAUGAAGAACACCAAGGUCACACAAUAAGUAUGAGCCCAAGAGACAGAAGGGGCCACAUGAACCAGAGACUUACAUCAUCCUGAGACCAGAAGAACUAGUUGGUGCCCUGCCACAACCGAUGACUGCCCUGACAGGGGACACAACAAACAACCCCUGAGGGAGCAGGCGAGCAGUGGGAUGCAGACCCCAAAUUCUCAUAAAAAGACCAGACUUAAUGGUCUGUCUGAGACUAGAAGAAUCCUGGCGAUCAUGGUCCCCAAACCUCCUUUUGGCCCAGGGCAGGAACCAUUCCCAAAGACAACUCAUCAGACAUGGAAGGGACUGGACAGUGGGUUGGAGAGAGAUGCUGAUAAAGAGUGAGCUACUUGUAUCAGGAUUUAUUUUUAUCUCAAACCCCUUCCUGCCAGGUUACCAGUGGCACUGGGUGAAGCAGUGCCUUAAGUUAUAUUCCCAGAAACCCAAUGUGUGCAACCUGGACAAACACAUGACUAAAGAAGAGACCCAAGAUCUGUGGGAACAAAGUAAGGAGUUCCUGAGGUAUAAAGACGUGAACAAACGGAGACCCCGAAGUUUACUAGAGAAACUGCGCUGGGUGACCUUAGGCUACCAUUAUAACUGGGACACUAAGAAAUACUCAGCAGAUCAUUAUACACCUUUUCCUUCUGACCUGGCUUUCCUCUCAGAGCAAGUGGCCACUGCCUGCGGAUUUCAGGGCUUCCAAGCCGAAGCAGGUAUCCUGAAUUACUACCACUUUGACUCCACACUGGGAAUCCAUGUAGACAAAUCUGAACUAGAUCACUCCAAACCCCUCCUGUCAUUCAGCUUUGGACAGUCUGCCAUCUUUCUCCUGGGUGGCCUCAAAAGAGAUGAAGCCCCCACAGCCAUGUUUAUGCACAGUGGGGACAUCAUGGUAAUGUCAGGUUUCAGCCGCCUGUUGAACCAUGCAGUCCCUCGGGUUCUUCCAGAUCUUACGGGGGAAAGCCUGCCUCGCUGCCUAGAGGCACCUCUCCCAGCGGUGCUCCCCACAGAUGCAGUGGUAGAGCCCUGUUCUGUGGAAGACUGGCAGGUGUGUGCCAGCUACCUGAAAACUGCUCGCGUUAACGUGACUGUCCGACAGGUGCUGGCCACAGACCAGAACUUCCCUUUAGAACCCGUGGAGGAGAAAAAAAGAGACAUCACCACAGAAGGUUGCUGUCACCUGGAUGACAAAAAUAGCCAAGUAAAACGGGCCAGAUUAAACCCUGACAACUGAGGCUUCAAGAUGCCAUUGUUUUACUAGGUCGAUCUGUUUUGUAUUGUGAUGGACUUUAGCAGCAAGACAGGCCAAAAACAGACAGGGAAAAACCCGUCGUUGAUCACACUGUUGCCUUGAAGCACAUCCUGAAGAGUAAAUUGAUGAACCACUUUGCGCAGAGAAGUAUUUGACGUGAUCCGCAUGGCCCAAUCUAGUUAAGUAUUGACAUUUCAGUUUCUGCCCUACCUCUGAGAGGUAGAAGUGAGUUUCCAUGUCUGUGGAGUCUAAAUACCUCAGACUUAUAUAGUAUGUUAAUGGAAAUAUAGUAUCCCUCUGCCCACUGCAUCUGUUGACUUGGGGUGAAAAUGUGGUUCCAUGAACCAGCCAUUAGUCUCACAGUCUUAACUCCUCAAGCCAUUCUUUGAUCUUCCCUUCAUUUUUUUCUGACCCUCGUAGAAGAGUCUUAUACACAUUCAGACAGUAGAACUGGAAAUCUCAUCCCCUAGAAAAGAAAUUAAUCUCAACUGUCUUUCUUGCCUAAAAGGUAAAUGUAUGUAAUCCAAGGCAAGGGGAACUCUAGUUUCUCCACGUCUUUUAGGACUCCAAACUCUCCCUGUUGGCUUUUUAAUGCAAUUUUAAUUCUUGCACUGAAAAAGUCCCAAGAGUGUUUUGUCACUGUUUUCUCCAUGAAUAAACAAACUUACUGAAUUUUAUCUUCUUGGGUUUAUAUCGGGGAUUAGUUUUGGGUUUUUUCUUUUUUCCUUCCUCUUUUUUUAUUUGCCGUAUUGUUCAUGCUGUUGAAACCCUUGAGCUGUUUUCACCCUACACCAUCCUGCUCUAACCUAAGUAUUCUUUGUGGCUGUCUCACAGCACUCCAUUCACUUCUGUCUUUUCUAAUAGUAAACAGCUUGGAAAACUCAUGAACCACCAGGCUUAAUCUUUGUACUCCCGUCAUGUCAGCUCACUGUACCCUGAGCCAAGUUACUUUAUAUUGCUCUGGACCUUGGUGUUCUCAUUCAUCAAAUUAGGAUAAUAUUUAGUACCGUCUUCCUAAAAGGGUGGUGGUAUUUAAAGUGAUAAUGGGACUUUAGUGUUUCCUCCUAGAAACGUGUCAAUGUUGUUUUAUUGCUGUAUGGGCUCUUAGAAACAUCCUAGCUUGCUUGUUUGUGUUGAGAACUGGCUGGAAGCCACUCUGACACCUGCCAUUCGCGGCGUGUCUUGCUGAAUUAGCAUCUCUCCUAUGCCUGCUUUUUUUCUUCUUAACAGCAUUGAACAUUUGAGUUCAUAAGCUCAUCUUCGUUAGGCUUUGUUUUUUAAGGAAUAAAAGUCAAUAUAGAUUCAUCCAUUUUGUGUAAGCUAGGUUCUAAAGUUAGUGCAUGAUAGGAAAAUUUUAUAUAAUUAAAACUGCCACUGGAAGAUCCCUUAGGUUUUCUUCAAAAUAUAUUACACAUGACCCAUUGCAAACCAACAUACCAUUGCUUAAUAAAUCCAGCAGUCAGUUUAUUCUUCAGCAUUAGAACAGAUUGCUGUUUAGUCAGUUGAAGAUCAGAUGAAGAUGUUGACUUGUGUUUAGGGGCCAUGUGGCACCAGAAAGUACGUAUUUAAAGCAGACCCACACACUCCAUGAAGCGAGAUGCUUACGCUACGAGAGGCACGUGGAAACGGAGGCCCACCACCCCAGGCUCACUCAAGGGCUUGUGCUCACUGAGUGGAAUGAUGAGCAGAUUUGUUUGCACAAUUUACUCCUCUCUUACUCUUCACUUUUAUUUAUAUUUAUUAUUGAAAGUAUAUGAUACAACUAUACGUACUUGUCUUUGACAGUAAGAAGAAAAUUAUGCAAUUUGGGGAAAAGGGAAAAAUUAGUGGUUUUUCUACACUUACGUGAGAGUGAUCCCCUGAGCUUGUUUUAGUUGUCUACCAGACGUUUUUUAAAUCAGGGGUUGGCAAACUACGGCCCACCUCCUGUUCUUGUACUGCCAAUGAGCUAAAAACAGUUUUUACAUUUCUGAAUGGUAAAAAAAAGAAUAAUGUUUUGUGACUCAUGAAAUUUAUGUGAAACUCAAAUUUCAGUGUCCAUAGAUAAAGUUUUAUUGGAAAACAGCCAGACUCAUUUACAUAUUACCUGUGACUGCUUUGGUGCUACAAUGGCAGAGUAGAGUAGUUGCAACAGAGGCCAUAUGACCCACAAAACCUAAAAGGUAUGAUCUGGCCCUUUAUAGAACAGGUUUGCUGACACCUAGAAAGAAAACUAGACACCCCAGGAACGAACAUGAAACCCAGAGAUGGGACCAAGAGGAAGAUUUUCUUUUUUAUUAAAAAAGUCAUUGUUAUUUUUUACCAAAGGAAGAAGUAAAAAUGCCAGAGUAGGUAUUCCAUAUGACCUAGGAUGUGUGUGGGGAGGGUGGUCUGUGGUGUCAGGAGUGGAGUCACAAAUGUUCAGAUGUCAGGCCUGGGAAAUGGGCGUUCUAAGUCUGCUGUGGGAAUGCAAGAGCUGUACGGUCUAGGGGAGAGUUUGACAUUGUGUAAAGGCUAGUACUUCAUCUUGGUUGGACCAGGCCAGUCUUGGACUAUCCCCUUUUCCCCUCAGAAGUGAUCUGGUUCGAUGACAGAUUGUGUGGUCACCCUAAUUAUGUUUUAAAAUGUCUACCAUUUGACCCAACCCAUUUCACUUCUAGGAAUUUAGUCUAAGAAAAUAACACAGCUGUACACAAAGAUUUUUGUGUAAGAAUGUUUAUAAUAAUGAAAAUUUAAAAUAAGCUCAGUGUUCAGCAGCGGGGAGUUGGUUAAUUAAAUUGAUGUAUUCCUUCAGCCAAUGUCUGUUGAGCACUGCUCUGUGCCAGGCACUGUUCUUUGUCUGCGGAGAAGUGUCUCUUCAGGGAGCUUAUAUCCUAGUGGACGUGACAUACCACAGACUGGGAAGCUGUAGUCACUGAAAGCUCUGUUUUAGAAGAACUUUUAAAGAUACGGGGAAGUACUCAUUUAGGUGAGAAAAUCCAAUUCUAAAACCAUGCAUGGUAACCUAAUUCUGCACAAAAUGUUUACAUAUUUUUAAAAAACUGGAAGGAUAUAUAUAUAUAUAUACACACACCAAAAUGUCAAUGGUGGUGAGAUUACAGUUGAUAUUUACUUUAGCUUUGCUUUUUUGUAUUUCUGAUAUUUUUUACAUUGAAAAGUUACUGUUUAAGUUAUUUUUUAAAUAAUAAGUGCUUGCUUUUUUAAAAAGAUAAUAUUUUUUGACCUGGUAAUUCUGUCUCUACCUGAAGUUUAUUAGCAUAUUGUCUAACAAAGGGACUUGGUUUGAUUAAAUUAUGUAAUAACAUCGUGUCACCACUAUCAGUCAUGUUGUAGAGGACUAUCCAGUAAUUGGAGGAAAUGCUCAAUAUGUUAAGAAAAACAGUAACUGUGCACAGCAUCUUAAUGUGUUUUUAAAUGUAUAUGCCUAGAAAAGGCUGGAGGACUAUAAUCUUAUAUUUCCUGAAUUUUCUAUAGGUCUUCUUCUGAAGAAAGCCUUUGUGGUACUUUUUGACAGAGGGCAGGUAAGGCAUACACUGAGCUCAUCAGCAGUGGCUUUGUAGUGUCACUCACCUUUGCAGAUGUGUUCCCUGAUCGGUUCCAUUACAGUCUGAGUGAGGCCCUUCCAGUUUUCCCUUUAAAAUAUGUCUGGCUAAGAUGGAGCCAUUCAUGCUCGUCACUGAUUAUUUCAGCAGAGCCUCUUACCUGUUGCUGAUUUCCAGCAGCCCACAUGAUAGCCUGUUUUUUUCUAGAAGGCUCCUGGACUCUCAGAAAGAGAAUAUGGCAGGUACUGCAAGCCUUGGCUUUCCAGUGUUCUAAUUUUCUCAAUUCUUUUUUCACUAAGAUAAGCUGGUCUUAGCCCUUUUCUCUUUUUCCUUAAUCUAAUGGUUAGUUUAUCAGAAUAGAAAAAAAAACAAAAUGCUAAUACCCUAGAUAAAUUCAACUAAAGCAAAUUAGAAUGGUAAUAAGGCAGAAAGGAGCCCUGGGAAUGACUAUUGAUCCCAGCCUAAGAGGGUGGAGGAGCUAGGCAGGAAAGACACCUCGCCUGUUUUGUACUGUUUCAAAGGUUACAGUGGAAAGAGCAGUUCAAAUCUAGUUUCUUAGCCUGGGUGGUAAAUUUGUGUUGAUUUUCCUCUUGAUCAGCUAUACCAUCCAAACACAAACCCCCAUGAUGGGUUUGUUGGCUGUAAAUAUAGCGUGAUGGCAUCAGACUCUCUAACUUAAGGGGGAGAGAGGAGAAUCAAGUGCAGCAUCUGCCCAAAGUCGAUCCCUAUGACAUGGCUGUCAGACAUACCUCCCUUCUCCCAAUCUUUUUAUCAAUUCCGACAGCAGCCCUUCUUCCCACAGUACUCUCUACUCUGCUGGGUUCAAUAAUUCAUUGCAAUGGCCCUGCAGAACUCAGACAAUACUCAUGAUUAUAGGAUUUAUUAGGGAUGUACCAGGUUACAGUUCAGGAUGGGGAAUGACUCAGGAUACAGUUCUUCGAUCAGGACAACUUCUCAGCCAUGCCCAAAGGCAGGCCUCUCCCUUACCCUCAGUCUCUCAGCCCUUGGCCACUCAGGCCUCCUGGGCCAGCCCUGCCUCUACCCUGCUUGGGAAAUUGUUACAAAACUCUUUAGCUCCACUGAUAAGUGCCCAAAGGCACUCGACUCUGCCAAGUAGCCUUCUGCCUGAAGGCACUCAGCUCUCUUGCUCAAUGGGUCAGCAUGGCCACUGUAGCCACCUUGCUCAAUGUGCCAUCUCACACUGGUCUUCUGGUUCUGCUGCCGCCAUUUCUCUGCCACUACUUCUUGCUGUCUCUCGCCACCUCCGUUGUUAGAGCUCUGUCUCCUGGGUCUAGGAGAUUCUCAGCACAGGGACCUCAGUUCCAAAGGAUGCACUCCGCUCCGGUCUCUUCUUGGUGGUAGUAAGGGCCCACCUUUCCGCUUCUGGGAUGGCUCAUUUUAAGCCCAGCAGGAUGGCAAAACUAACCAGCCUCCUUGUUAGGGUUCCCCCUCCAACCCCAUACACCUUAUUUGCAUGAUCCCACCCCCACAGGGGUACCAUGCAGCUUGUUUGCAUUAUUAGGAAGCUGUCCGAUCCUCUUGGUGGGCCAUAAGCACCUUAUUUGCAUUGUCCCACCAAUCAUUUGUUGGGAGUUACAAGACCAUAGCAAGAAAGACCAUAUAAAAGUCAUUCAUCACACCACACUGUGUCUUAACAAUAAAACUAGUUGAGUCAAUGCAGUGCAAUGGAUUGCUUUUAUAUGGCUUUUCUAGCCAUGGUCUUGUAGCUCCCACCCUGCCUUUGGAGGGUUCACAGAGUGAAAGAACUGCCUAAAGGGGUCAAAGGAGCAUCAGUGUUGAUGCUGGUUAAGUAUCAAGCCAUUGUUAUUUAUUCAUCAAACAACUAUUUCUUGAGCAUCUGUGAAGUGGGAGACACUGUAUUAGGUGAAUGUGGCUAGCAUUGUUUCUGCCCUCACAGGUCCUACAGUGCCUGGGGAAAACACCUGCGAUACCAGGCGGUUACCAGAAACUGCCGGGUUGGAAGUCCGUGGGUGGUAUAAACGGUCUGAAAAUCUGGAGGCUUGAAUCCACUCAGAAGAAAGGCCUGGUGGUCCACUUCCAAAAACAUCAGCCGUUGGAAACCCCGUGGCGCACAGUGCUGCCCUGACACACGUGGGGUCGCCGUGAGUCAGUCAGCGGCAGCUGGGUGCUGCGAGAGACCGGGUACAAGGCGCAGUGGGAGGGGCAUUUAACCCAGAAGAAGGGGUUGGAAACCGAUCCAAAGAAAGCCAAGCCGAUUUCCUUCUAGCAAACGCAUUUGAGUUAAUUAUCUAUACACAACAAACCCAGAAAGUUGAGGACUAAAGUGCCAUUUGGGGGCAGCCACGAGCAAAUAAAGUACAGGUCGGCGGAAAAGGGAGAAGCUGAAUGAGAUGGACUGACGCAAUGGCUGCAGUGGUGGGCUCAGACAUGCUGAUGGCUGUGAGGAUGACCCAGGAUGGGGCAGCAGCAUUCUGCUAUGCCUAAGGGUGCUGUGUGUCCCAGCUGGCUCCGUGGCAACCAGCAACAACAACGUGUGGGAGUAAAACCCAAGGAAGCUCCUGGGGGUCCUGAUGUCUUUCCUGAUUCUAGUUCCCAGUGAGGCUUGUCUGCACUUGCUUUCCUUGGAUGCUUUUUUCGUAAUUUAGUACGUUCAAGUCUUGUAGUGGAAGGAUCCCCAAUUAAGACAUGAAGAAUACUUGGAUAACGUUGGGCUGGUGAUGCUAGAGGUGGCUUUUUAGCUACAUUCCCACUCAGGGUAAGCAGUGAAUGCCUCAAAAAGGCUGCUUAGAUAGGUACAUCCACAAAAUGAUGCAGCCUCGCUUCUGCAGGAAUCACUUUCGAAGGACUUUUGUGAGAUACAGUGUUGCAUUAGCAGUAUGAUAAAGAAACCUUAAUCAUUCGACAAUAUUUUACUGAACAGAUACUAUGUACCAGGCACCUAUUCUAGGUGUCAGGGACAUAGCAGGGAACAAGACGGAAAAAACUCUUACGGAUCUUAUUCUUUGAAGGACACAGUCAGCUGUGGCCAGAGAGGCAGGGCCACUUGAUACCCAGGACUUUGCUUUUCCAAAAUCAAAGGAAGGACAAUGGAAAGGAAAUGAUUAGUGGAAGAAAUGAGUGGCUUCUCUGUUGACAUUCAUUGUACAGUUUUCCUUCUCAAAUAAAGUGCUGAAGAAUGUU
Molecule: messenger RNA, 8147 nt
Organism: Loxodonta africana (African savanna elephant)
Lineage: Eukaryota; Metazoa; Chordata; Mammalia; Proboscidea; Elephantidae
Gene: ALKBH1
Product: alkB homolog 1, histone H2A dioxygenase
Exons: 6
Coding region: 409-1446 (345 amino acids)
Biological process (GO): oxidative RNA demethylation
Cellular component (GO): cytoplasm; nucleus
Molecular function (GO): ferrous iron binding; broad specificity oxidative DNA demethylase activity; oxidative RNA demethylase activity
Source: RefSeq, a predicted model, not a curated record